Messenger RNA from Sinocyclocheilus grahami, 2161 nucleotides. Its product is annotated as solute carrier family 2, facilitated glucose transporter member 11-like. Lineage: Eukaryota; Metazoa; Chordata; Actinopteri; Cypriniformes; Cyprinidae. The transcript is spliced from 12 exons. The record is from RefSeq and is a predicted model, not a curated record. Gene Ontology annotation, biological process: dehydroascorbic acid transport. Gene Ontology annotation, cellular component: plasma membrane. Gene Ontology annotation, molecular function: D-glucose transmembrane transporter activity. The coding region runs from base 586 to 2100 and encodes 504 amino acids.
AACUGACAUUAGAGGUUUCAGAACUGUGUGUAAUUUAUGUUGGAGAACAAAAACUCAUUAUUUUGCUGAACAAAUGUCUCUUCAAUUGAUGUCAACAACAGGCUUAAUUUACUCAUAAAUCCAAAAGUGUUCUAAAAACCCAUUAGAAAUUCCCACGGGCACCCCAUGGUGAAUUAGCAUUCCGGGUCGGCCUACAAAUUGACGUCGUGAAUUAACAGUUGGGUCACUUUAUCUGUGAUGAUGAAAUUAUAAAUCGAUUGCUAUAUUAUUUAUAUUGGUGGAAAGUGGAGAAAUAUUGAAGCAGUUUUUGUAACCUCAUCUCAGAUGUCAGUGUCAUUUCAAAAGUUGGCAAGAUUGCUGUAUUGACGUUUUGGUUUCAUUAAGUUUUGAGACAAAAGAAACCACUACCCGAGAGACGUGUGAAGAUGAAUCCGACUCGUCAACUUUACCCUGCUUUUGCCACCCAAAUCUCAACCGAGCAUGAAAAGUUACACAUCUACAGUAAGUUAGACAUUUCUGUUCUUGCUUUGUCAUCUUCACUUGUUAUAAAGACUCCAUGUAGAGGACGCUGCAUCUGCACAUACAAUGACGGGGGCUUUAAGAGAACUGGCGAGAAGCCCUGUGCUUGUUGCAGCCAUUUUCAUAGCAGGAAUAGGAGGAACCUUUCAAUACGGCUUCCAUAUCUCUGUCCUUAACUCACCAUCACUUUUUAUUAAAGAGCUGGUGAACAGCACCUGCCAGCAGCGUUAUGGCCACUCUCUUGAGCCCUGGGAGCUGUCUCUCAUCUGGUCCUUCAUUGUGUCCAUAUAUUGCAUGGGAGGGCUGGCUGGAACCCUGUAUGCUGGACAUCUGGCAGGCGCGUAUGGAAGGAAGACAACUCUGCUUUUGAACAAUGUGGUGGCAAUCUGUGGAGCUGUCCUGAUGUUGUUUAGUAAAACCGCCCUCUCGUUUGAGAUGAUCAUGGUGGCACGUGUGCUAUACGGCAUCAACGCUGGUGUGAGUUUGACUGUCCACACCAUGUAUAUAUUAGAGUGCGCCCCCAGGAGGCUGCGUGGGAUGGUUGGUGUGUCGGUGGCCUCUUUUGUCUCAAUGGGGAAGUUUUUUGGCCAGCUGCUCGGGAUCAGUGAGGUGUUAGGCACUGAAGAGCGCUGGAUCUGGCUGCUGGCCUUCAGCGGGGUGGCUGGUCUCCUGCAGCUAGUAACUCUGCCCUUUCUCCCUGAGUCCCCGCGGUACCUCCUGCUGGAGAAGGCAGACAAACAUGGCUGUGAGAUGGCUUUGCGCAGGUUGUGGGGAGCUAGAAAGGACCCUGGACCAGAGAUGGAGGAGAUGUUGGCUGAAUACGCCUCCCUAAAGGGCGUGAAGAUCCACAGGCUCAUGGACCUCUUCGUCGACCACAACGUCCGCUGGCAGCUCAUCACCGUCAUCGUCACGUUCGUCACACUGCAGCUCUGCGGCAUCAAUGCUGUCUAUCUCUAUUCGUUUGAUGUGUUUCAAGCUGCCGGUAUUGCCAAGGAGAACCUGCGCUAUGCCGCCCUCGGGACGGGCCUGUGUGAAGUCUCCACCUCUAUUGCCUGUGUGCUGAUCAUCGAGAGCACAGGGAAGAGAUUGCUUCUCUUUAGGGGUUACCUGUGCAUGGCCGCCUCACUGGCCCUGCUCACACUUACACUUUACCUUCAGGACUUUGUAUCCUGGAUGCCAUACUGCAGCAUGGUCCUUAUUUUCACCUACAUCUUCUUCUUCUCUAGCGGGCCAGCCGGGGUGACAGCACCACUUCCUGGUGAGAUUUUCACACAGUCCUAUAAACCUCCGGCGUUCAUGGUAGCCUGCAUCCUUAACUGGACGGGACUCUUCCUGGUGGGCAUGUUGUUUCCUCUCAUAGUGGAACAUUUGGAUUAUUUCUGCUUCCUCAUAUUUUUUGUGUUCUGCUUCUUCUCUGGUGUUUUCGUGUGGUUCCACGUGCCUGAGACAAAGAAUAAAACGGUUCUGGAGAUCACAGAGGACUUUAAGAGAAUGCACCAGAAAAGCAGACACUCACUACAGUCCAAACUGAGCUCAAUACACACAAACAACACCCAGAGCACCAUAUCUACCAAGCUUUAGCACCGGUUCAGAAACAGUCAUGUAGUCAAAUCAGAAGCUGACCAAUAAAAAGUCAUUUUAC